This is a messenger RNA of Durusdinium trenchii, 318 nucleotides long. NCBI's taxonomy places the organism in Eukaryota, Dinophyceae, Suessiales, Symbiodiniaceae. The record is from the annotation of a GenBank genome assembly.
AUGGCAAAUUUCAGCCCAUACCCAGGUGUGUUUUCUGGUCGGCGGAACCCAUCCGGAAAAGCGCCGCAUGGAUGGUCAGCAGCCUUGCAAUCGAGAAAGUAUGAGGAGGAUGCUUUGACGCCUUUGGAAAACAAGCGGGAGGCAGUUGCCGACAAAGCCAGCUCAGAGAGCGCCAGUGGCGGUGGGGGAGGAGGUGCCCAGUUACCUUUCAUGAUUCAAAACUUGUACCUCGCUCCAUUGAAGCCUGCAGCUGGCCCAGCUUACACUAUGACGAGAAUGCAGCCGAAGGACGUUGAGAAGCCAUCCUGGGCACACUGA